Messenger RNA from Nestor notabilis (Kea), 1209 nucleotides. Its product is annotated as putative short-chain dehydrogenase/reductase family 42E member 2. NCBI's taxonomy places the organism in Eukaryota, Metazoa, Chordata, Aves, Psittaciformes, Psittacidae. The record is from RefSeq and is a predicted model, not a curated record. The transcript has 11 exons. Bases 1 to 1209 code for a protein of 402 amino acids. Gene Ontology annotation, molecular function: 3-beta-hydroxy-Delta5-steroid dehydrogenase (NAD+) activity. Gene Ontology annotation, biological process: steroid biosynthetic process.
AUGCAAGAAAGAUCCACAGAAGAGCUCCACAGCAGCCGACCAUGUGAGAGCAACCUAAAUGAGCAUGCUGGACUACUGGUUAACAGAAGCAGAAAAACAAUGGUGACAGGAGGUGGAGGCUACCUGGGAUACAAUCUGGGAUGUGCUCUUGUUAGGUCAGGAAUUGCUGUUGUUCUGUUCGAUGUACGGAAACCUAAAUGGGAAAUUCCGAAUGGAGCAGAUUUUUUCAAGGGUGAUGUGAGGGAUUAUGAUGCAGUGUUCACAGCAUGUGAAGGGGUCGACUGUGUUUUUCAUGUGGCUGCAUGUGGAAUGUCAGGAUUAGAACAACUUCAAAAGAAAGAUCAGAUUGAAUCCAUAAACGUGGGAGGCACAAAAAUAAUAAUAGAUGUCUGCAAACAAAGAAAUAUCCCUAGACUGAUAUAUACCAGUACAGUGAAUGUGGUAUUUGGAGGGAAUCCUAUUGAAGAAGGAGAUGAAGAAACUGUGCCGUAUUUUCCACUGGAAAAGCAAUUUAAUCAUUAUUCUAGGACAAAGGCAAUUGCAGACCAAAUGGUUCUUGCUGCUAAUGGAACUUUACUCAAAGGAGGGGAUAAGCUCCAUACUUGUGUGCUGCGUCCACCAGGCAUAUAUGGACCAGACGAGCAGCGCCAUCUGCCACGAGUAGCCGUAAAUAUCCAGCGGAGAUUAUUUAACUUCAAGUUUGGGAAUCACAAAGUUCAGAUGAACUGGGUUCACAUAGGAAAUCUAGUACAAGCUCACAUACUAGCUGCUGAGGCUCUCACCUCUGAGAAGGGAUAUAUAGCUAGUGGCCAGGCAUAUUACAUACAUGAUGGUGAAAAUGUCGUAUUUUCUGAAUGGAUAGUCCCUUUAUUUGAAAAAUUAGGCUACAGAAAACCCUGGAUACAUAUUCCCGUUCUCCUCGUUCAUAUAGCAGCCACUGUGAUGGAGUAUCUGCACGUGAUACUAAAGCCUGUUUUUAGCUUUACACCUUUCUUGACAAGGAAUGAGGUGUGGAACGUUACUGUGACUCACACUUUCCGAAUAGACAAGGCACAAAAUCAGCUGGGUUACAAACCAGAGAAAUUCUCAUUUGCUGAUUCUGUGGAUCAUUAUAUUAAAACAAGACCCACUUGCCAAGAAGAUCACUUGCUCCUUAAAAUGCUGUUUGCUUUUGGCAUUUUAAGUUUGAUCAUUCUUUCUUUUUUCUAA